GGGCGCGGGGGCGCGGCCAUAGAGAGCAGCGCGGGGGCGGGCCAGAACGUCUCGCAGGGGCUGGCGGUGGCGGCCGGGGCGUGUCGCCAUUUUGGACGGAGGCGGAGAGCGGGGACGCGGUGGCGGCGGCAGCCAGGGCUGCUGAGCUGCCAUGGGAAACACCACCAGCGAGCGACUGUCUGGGGAGCGCCAUGGCUCCAAGUCCCACCGCUCGGACGGCUCUGGUGCUCCCCAUUCUACCAAGGAGCACCCACACAAGAUCAUGGUGGGCAGCACCGACGACCCCAGUGUUUUCAGCUCCCAUGACUCCAAGAUUCCUGGGGACAAGGAGUUCGUAUCCUGGCAGCCAGAUCUGGAGGAGUCAGUGAAACCAUCGCAACAGGCUCGUCCCACUGUCAUCCGCUGGGCUGAUGGGGGCAAAGAGGUCUUCAUCUCUGGGUCUUUCAACAACUGGAGUGCCAAGAUCCCACUCAUCAAAAGCCACAAUGACUUUGUUGCUAUCCUGGACCUCCCUGAAGGAGAGCACCAGUACAAAUUUUUUGUGGAUGGCCAGUGGGUCCAUGAUCCUUCUGAGCCUGUAGUCACCAGCCAGAUGGGGACAAUUAACAACCUGAUUCACGUCAAGAAGUCUGACUUUGAGGUGUUCGAUGCUUUGAAGGUGGAUUCUCUGGAGAGCUCAGAAACCUCAGGUCGGGACCUGUCAAGCUCACCGCCUGGACCCUAUGGCCAAGAGAUGUAUGUCUACCGGCCUGAGGAGCGCUUCAAAUCCCCACCUAUCCUCCCACCUCAUCUCCUCCAGGUCAUCCUCAACAAAGACACCAACAUCUCGUGUGACCCAGCUCUGCUGCCUGAACCCAACCAUGUUAUGCUCAACCACCUCUAUGCCCUCUCUAUCAAGGAUGGCGUGAUGGUGCUCAGCGCCACGCACCGCUACAAGAAGAAGUACGUCACCACGCUGCUGUACAAGCCCAUCUGAGCUGGCGCCUCACCGUCCCCCCCACGCAGGACACGAAAUGCCACUUUGUCUGCACAUGCUGGGCCACAGGACUGUGUGAGAACUGGCUGCUGGCUCCAGCCUCGAACCCGACAGGGACACAAGCCCCAGCGAUGAGCCCAGGCCUGCUGGGGCCUGUGACACUCUCCCAUCCUACUGGUGUGGUUUGAUUUAACCCUUGGUUUCCACCCACCUACAGCUCUGCUGGCUUCUGCAAGUCCCUGGGGGCUGCUUUGUUUGCUGCUCACCAAAAUCACCUCCCCUCGUUCCCCACACAGAAAGGGCUUCACCCUCCCCUCUUCUCCAGCUUGAAGGGGCCCUGAGGCUGUCCUGGCGCUGCCCUGCCACCCCCAGCCCAGGCCUACAGGGAGCACCUCCUCCCUGCUGAAGAUUGCUGUGUUGUGCUGGUGACGUCCCUCCAAGGCCUCCUUGAGCCCUAGGGGCUCUGCCAUGUGUCCCCUGCAUCCCUGAGCCCUGGCCUUGGGGCUGCCCCCUCCUGGCGCUCCCCAGCUUCAGGGAGAGCGCUCACCUCUGGCUGUGUGCCCGCCCACCGCUGCAGCACCAGCCCUCUCGGGUUCAGCGUGGCGCCAGCGGGAGGGAGGGAGGGUGCUGCUGGAGGCAGCCAUGCUUUACCUGCCGCCAGCCCAGCACUGAUGAGGCCCGGACAGCCGCCCUGUCCUCGCUUUGGAGCGCUUCCGUGGGGCAGGGCUUGCUUUGGCGCAGCUAGAGGGGCACCCGUGCUCACGUCCGCUAGAGCGGGGCCCAGGGAGAGCGGAGCAGGGCAGAUGCCCCAGGACUCUAGCCCCAGCUGUGCUGUCUGCUGCUGGGGCAGUGCCAUGUGACAGGGUUUUCUCUAUUUAUUACAGUAUUUAUUGUUCUCA
Molecule: messenger RNA, 1875 nt
Organism: Dromaius novaehollandiae (emu)
Lineage: Eukaryota; Metazoa; Chordata; Aves; Casuariiformes; Dromaiidae
Gene: PRKAB2
Product: protein kinase AMP-activated non-catalytic subunit beta 2
Exons: 8
Coding region: 152-976 (274 amino acids)
Biological process (GO): signal transduction
Cellular component (GO): nucleotide-activated protein kinase complex; cytoplasm; nucleus
Molecular function (GO): protein kinase binding
Source: RefSeq, a predicted model, not a curated record